AAGAUUGUAUAUCAAAAAAACAAAAUUAAAAAAGAUUGGUUAUUUUUUUACUUAUAUAUAGACAGCAAAUUGGUUAAUCGAUUCCCAUAAUUCAUUCAUUCAUCGGAAGGAAGCAAAGCAUAGUGUUUUUGGUUUUUGAACACUUCCGUCUAAUACGUCGUCGUAUGGAAGCAAUUGAACCACAAUCACUCAAGAAACGUCCCCUGGAUCUAUUCUCUCCACUUGAUCAACAACUCGCUCCUCCCGAUUCCGAAAGCAAGAAAAUUCGUGUUUAUUACAAAGUGAAUGCCGAGUAUGGUGGAAUUCAAGAAAGCAUUGCUCAACCUCAGACGAAGAAUUCUGCUACAAAGAAUCAGUCUCAAGAACCAGGGCUUGCUCUACUUCCAGGUCCAUCAAUGCCAAGCAGAGGAUCUUCCAGGAAUUUCUCAACAUCUUCUUUGAUGGAAAGAAUGGAAAGUAAAUGGCCACGACCUGAUUGGCAUGCACCAUGGAAAAACUACAGAGUCAUCAGUGGUCAUUUAGGAUGGGUGACAUCUAUUGCAGUUGAUCCCAGUAAUACAUGGUUUGCUACUGGUUCUGCAGAUCGAACUAUCAAGAUAUGGGAUUUAGCAACUGGUGUUCUAAAACUCACAUUAACAGGUCACAUCCAACAAGUAAGAGCACUUGCUAUUAGCAACAAACAUACCUACAUGUUUUCUGCUGCUGAUGAUAAACAAGUUAAAUGUUGGGAUCUUGAACAGAACAAGGUUAUUAGGUCUUAUCAUGGUCAUCUCAGUGGUGUUUACUGCUUGUCUAUUCAUCCCGACGACAACAACAUGUUAGUUACCGGAGGACGUGAUUCUGUCUGCCGGGUUUGGGACAUACGUAAACAAACCCAAAUUCAUGCUCUAGGUCAUGACAAUACUGUCUGCUCUGUGUUUACAACGGAAACGGACCCUUAUCAAGUUGUUACUGGUUCUCAUGAUUCUACAAUCAAGAUGUGGGAUGUUAGGUAUUAUGGUAAAACAUUGCUAACUACACUUACAAACCAUAAAAAGUCUGUUCGAGCAAUGGCUCCACAUCCUAAACAGCGAGCUUUUGCAUCUGCAUCGGCUGAUAAUAUUAAAAAGUUCACACUUCCAAAAGGACAAUUUUGUCACAAUAUGCUCUCUCAACAGAAAACUAUUAUCAAUGCACUGGCAGUCAAUGAGGAGGGUGUUAUGGUUACCGGAGGUGACAACGGUAGUAUGUGGUUCUGGGAUUGGAAGAGUGGUCACAAUUUCCAGCAAUUACAAACAAUUGUACAACCUGGUUCACUGGAUAGUGAAGCUGGUAUUUAUGCUUUAACCUAUGAUAUCACCGGUACGAGGCUUAUAUCAUGUGAAGCCGACAAAACAAUAAAAAUGUGGAAACAAGAUCAAAAUGCCACUCAAGAAACACAUCCCCUUAACUUCAGGCCUCCUAAAGACAUCCGUCGGUUCUAGUUAUGUAUGUAGCCCGGCCUCAUUUUGAUUAGAUGUGCUAGCUGUUACUUCAUACUUAGCUUUUUAGCACACUUCUAAUCAUCUUAAUUUGUAACAUUUCUUUGAACUUGAAUAAAGAUUAUUACUGCUUAGAUUCAUAUGUAU
Messenger RNA from Trifolium pratense (red clover), 1607 nucleotides. RefSeq names its product protein pleiotropic regulatory locus 1-like. Gene Ontology annotation, cellular component: Prp19 complex; catalytic step 2 spliceosome; precatalytic spliceosome. Bases 165 to 1463 code for a protein of 432 amino acids. NCBI's taxonomy places the organism in Eukaryota, Viridiplantae, Streptophyta, Magnoliopsida, Fabales, Fabaceae. The transcript has a single exon. Gene Ontology annotation, biological process: mRNA splicing, via spliceosome. Gene Ontology annotation, molecular function: protein binding. The record is from RefSeq and is a predicted model, not a curated record.